UAUUUUUUGUUGCAGACGACAGUGCAGGCUAAUAUUUUGUACGAAGCUAAUUUGGUCAGAAAACUUGGAUUUAAAUCGUCCUAAGAACUGUAUUAUCUACAGUUAUCUGUCCCACAGACAUCAUCAUGGCACCAGGAAGCAAGAUAAAUCGGCCCAAAAUCGAAAAACUGAAGAACCCGCGGAAGUUUAAGAGACAGCUGAAGGCCCAGCGGAAAAGACAGUUUGGAGUAAAGAUGGCAGAUGUACAGGACAAGGAGAUCAUGCCAGCAUCACAUCUACUGAAGAGAAGAACAUGUCCUAAAGCUAACAUCACAUUGUCUGGCAAGAAGAAGAGGAAGAUUCUGAAACAGCUCCGAAGAUCGCAGAAAGAGAAGGAAGGAAUGGAAUUUGAAGUCCUGAAGCCCCAACCAAAGCAGAGAAAAACAAAGUCUGAUGUAGAAAUGAAGACAGCGGACAUUCCUCAAGACACAAGACAAGAUCCUGAACAAGAUGUUGAGAUGGUGGAAUAGCUUUAUUUAUAUUAUUUCCUUCCAAAUUCUCCAAAGUCUACAAGUCAUGCCAAAAGAACUGUACACAUGUUCAAAAGCAUAAAAGAUCUGUUGAAAUUCAGUUAUAUAUGAACCAUGUAACACCUUUAGUGGCCGCUAUGCACCAAGUAACAUCUAGCGUCAGUGCACAGUAAACCAGUCAGAAUUGCCCUGAUGAAGAU
Branchiostoma belcheri (Belcher's lancelet) is the source of this 709-nucleotide messenger RNA. RefSeq lists its product as uncharacterized. The transcript has 4 exons. The record is from RefSeq and is a predicted model, not a curated record. Bases 126 to 509 code for a protein of 127 amino acids. Lineage: Eukaryota; Metazoa; Chordata; Leptocardii; Amphioxiformes; Branchiostomatidae.